ACCACACUCGCACUCGCACUCGCUCACUCCCAGCAUCCCAGACCCUCGAUCCCCUUUCUCCACCACACCGCGGCAGCCAUGCCGCCGGCGCUGGCCUCCAUCCCCGUUCCCGACCACCUCUUGGAGGAGAUCUUGCUCCGCCUGUCCGCCCCGGACGAUCUCGCCCGCGCCUGCGCUGCCUGCACCUCUUUCCGCCGCGUCAUCAAAGGUCGCGCCUUUCGCCGCCGCUUCCGCGCACUGCAUCGCCCUCCCCUCCUCGGCUUCAUGGACGCGGGCGGAUUCCACCCUGCCCAGGCGCCUCACCCCUCCGCCCCGCUCGCCAGCGCCCUCGCCCCCCGCGCGGCCGAUUUCUCCUUCGUCCCGGCCGUCGUGUCUUCUUCCUCCUACUUCAUGCCGCCGGGCGUCCAAGACGACGAGGAAGGCCCCCGCUGGCGCCCCUGCGACGUCCGCGACGGCCGCGAUUGGAGAUCCAUCUACCCCCGCUCCGUCCACAUGUGGACCUACCGCCAAGACGGCUGCCAAGUAAGCAUCCUCAAGGACUCGAGGGAAAUGGGUGACAAUGAACUCUGUGACCGCCUCACGUGGACCAAACGGGAGCGGUGCAACGCCGCCGACUUCCACCUCGCCGUCUGUGACCCCCUCUCCAGCAGAUACCUGCUGCUUCCAACCAUACCUGAGGACCUCGCCGCCCAGCCGCAGGAGUGCCUUUCGGAAUUUGAGGCCGUGCUUGAUCCCAACACCAGCGACGACUACGGCGACCAACAGCCUUUCAGGUUUAAGUUCAAGUUCAAGGUGAUAUGCAUAGCAAGAUACACGACGAAGCUUGUCCUCUUUGUGCUCCCGUCCACAACUAUGCAAUGGUCUAUGCUCGAGUCUCCCAUUUCCCCUUCUAUUCAACACAUGUCCUGUUCUGACUGCGCGCGUGGCUGCUUCUACUGGACACAGCCUUCUGGCUGGAGUGACCAUUUGAUGGUGCUGGACGCACGCACUUUGAGGUUUUCCACGGUCGACCUUCUCACCGGCUACCAUCUGGAGCUCAGCCAUCUGCCUGACAAGAGCUUCGGUCAUCGUAGCCUAAAUGCUGUUGUGAUGGGCCGAGAAGGAACCCUCGACAUGUUUUCUCUUGUCUCUCAACACGGAUCCUUUACCAUCCACCAUACCUCUCUGAAGAAUAAUUCGCAACAAUGGAAGCUAGAGAAUAUCAUACAGCUUCCUGGGCAGUAUCAUUCCAUUUGCACAAUGGGUGCAGCCGAGGGAUUCUUCUUCUUCCGCGGCGCUCCAGAAGGUGGUAUUCAUUUUGAGAAUGUGGAUUGUUACUCAAUGGAGGUCAAGACUUAUGAAAUUACCAAAGUAUGCACAAAGAUGGGGAAUACCUACAAUCCCAGACAUGCACUCCCAUACUUUAGCUUCCCGCCGCUGUUAUCGGAACCAACUAUCUGAUCAACUGAUCUGAGACUGCUUGCUGUUGUUUUGGUCUUGCUUGGGCUAUGUACGCCUGGAGUUGGAUGGCAGAUGUUCAAGAUUGUGCUGAUGCAAUUUGAUGUCUGUAGUAAGCGUCUGUAGUAAGCGUUGUAUGUGUAUGUAAGUAGGAUAUGUUGUCAGAAGGCUGAGUUUGGUCUAAGACUCUGGUUUAUGUUAUGUAGUGAUGUUUGUGUUGGAAGACUUGGGUUUAUGUUCACCCUCUUAAUCAGUCUAGAUGAACUAGCUUUUAUCUGCAUGAGGGAAUGAGUUUGUUAAUUUCGAGUUCA
This is a messenger RNA of Hordeum vulgare subsp. vulgare (domesticated barley), 1748 nucleotides long. RefSeq lists its product as uncharacterized. The transcript is spliced from 2 exons. Lineage: Eukaryota; Viridiplantae; Streptophyta; Magnoliopsida; Poales; Poaceae. Gene Ontology annotation, molecular function: protein binding. The record is from RefSeq and is a predicted model, not a curated record. Bases 79 to 1440 code for a protein of 453 amino acids.